Metarhizium robertsii ARSEF 23 is the source of this 1575-nucleotide messenger RNA. RefSeq names its product putative protein family UPF0016. Bases 1 to 1575 code for a protein of 524 amino acids. Gene Ontology annotation, molecular function: manganese ion transmembrane transporter activity; calcium ion transmembrane transporter activity. The transcript is spliced from 3 exons. Gene Ontology annotation, biological process: Golgi calcium ion transport; Golgi calcium ion homeostasis; calcium ion transmembrane transport. The record is from RefSeq and is a predicted model, not a curated record. NCBI's taxonomy places the organism in Eukaryota, Fungi, Ascomycota, Sordariomycetes, Hypocreales, Clavicipitaceae. Gene Ontology annotation, cellular component: fungal-type vacuole membrane; Golgi apparatus.
AUGAAGUUCCAGACCGGCCAUUCACCCCUGCUGCUCCUACUGCUGCCUUCGCUGGCCGUCGGCAUCUCGCCUCGCGCCGUCACCGCAGCCAAGGACGACAACUCCAAAUCCAUCUCCUCUUCUUCUCGUAAUGCCGACGAUGCUACGAAUGUCGAAGCAGCCGCUGCAGACCGACGUUUCAUACCCACUAGAGAUGCCCCCGUUGAUGGCAAGGAUGGGAAGCCUCAUCUCGGCCCCUUUGUCGAGACUGACGGUGUGGCUGUCGAUAUGAAUGGCAACCAACUACCGCUAUUAAAGGGCCGACCCAACGACCCAACCCGGGUUGGCGACCAGAAGAUCCCCGAAACGAAUUCUGGUGUCAUGUUCGAUAAGAAUCGUGAUCGACCUGAAAAGGGAAUUUCUACGGGCACCGAAGGCGGCGUCACCGAGAAGUCAAAGGCACGGAAGGAAAAGGAGGGAAAGACCGGCGAGAAGGUCCUCACGCAACCAGAAUCUCCCAAAGAGAAGCCACCACUGCCACAUAGCGAGGAACGGAAAUUGCAUGGCGGCAAGGACGAAGACACUGACAAGUCAAAACUACACAAGCAGGACGGCAGCAAAGACUAUACAGGUCUCGAUAAACCCGAUGAUCUCCCCGAUACACCAAACAAAUCCAAAUCAUCGUCAACGACAACAAAAGAUCCGCUCGAGCCCCCACCACCGAAAACCAAGGACACAUCCCAGUCCAAAUCCAAAGUCCCCGUUGAACAAAAGGAUGAGAGCAUUAUCCAGCCAUUCCAUUCAUGGAUGCUAUCCUUUACCAUGAUUCUUGUCUCUGAAAUUGGUGACAAAACUUUUCUUGUGGCUGCACUGAUGGCCAUGAAGCAUGAUAGAAUGGUGGUGUUUUCUGCCGCUUUUGGUGCCUUGCUUGUCAUGACUGUCUUGUCUGCUGUUCUGGGACAUGCUGUUCCUACUCUGAUUCCUAAGCGCCUCACAAGCUUCAUGGCAGCAGCCCUGUUCUUUGUCUUUGGUGCUAAACUCCUCAAUGAGGGUAUGAAGAUGGACCCCAAUGAAGGCGUUUCAGCUGAGAUGCACGAGGUGGAACAGGAGCUAGCAGAGAAGGAAAAGGAGAUGGGCAAUGGGCAUAACGGUGUUUCCGCUUACAACCUGGAAAUGGGACUUGGUGGCAGGAAUUCUCGGUCUAAGAGCCGUUUCCCCUCGCCGCCUCGAUCGCCAUCACAAUCCCCAUCACGCAGCCCUCCCCGACGCUCCGGAUCCAUGGGCGGUUUCAUGCAGGGAGUUGGUAACCUCUGCUCUCUGCUCUUGAGCCCGGCCUGGGUCCAGACCUUUGCCAUGACGUUUUUGGGCGAAUGGGGUGAUCGCAGCCAAAUCGCAACUAUUGCCAUGGCUGCUGGCCAGGACUACUGGUGGGUGACUCUCGGUGCAACCUGCGGACAUGCCAUUUGCACCGGUGUGGCUGUUAUUGGAGGACGGGCCAUCGCCGGAAGAGUCAGUCUGAAAAUCGUCACCGUCGGCGGGGCCGUUGCCUUCCUGAUCUUUGGCUUCAUUUACUUCCUCGAGGCUCUAUACGCAUAG